AUGACGAAGAUGCUGGGCUACUCGCCGCCGCUUAGGGCUAACCGCGUCGUCCCGCCGCCCCCUGAGGGGGAGCGCAGCUCCCUGCUCUUCCACAUCGACCGCGUCGAGGACUGGACACCUCGCGGGCCACGGUCUCCUGAGUCAUACCAGAGCAGCCUACCAUCCUCGGGUUCCGACGACGAUGAUCGCCGCCCCAUGUUGGAGAUCGCCACGCUUGACUGGAGGUUCAACGUCGAGGACAACCGCGAGCACCACCCGCCGCCUGCGCCGGCACCAGCCCCUGCCCCGGCUCCGCGCCACCAGCAGCGUGUCAGGCAGGCGCCACGUGUGGCCUCUACAGGCUGCCGUGCAAGGACGCCCCGGCUGCCCGCUCGCCCAGCGCCAAACGUCACCACAGCCGCAAGCCGGGGCCGCGUCACAGGCGGCGCCACGUCGACGCUCAACCAAGAUGCCGGAGCCACUCCUUGCCCCGCCGCGCCCCUGCUGCCCCCGGCGGCCGCACCAGUUGCGGUGGCUCCCCCACCCCCUCCAGCUCCUCCAGCUCAGACUGACACACCGCUUCCGCCCGCUGAAGAGCCUGAAGACCAAGUGGCCCGCUUCUUUGCUAACAGAAGCGACACCAUCACCCCUCCCCGCUGGACUGACAGUAUGGUGUUUGAGGUAAACGCCACAAUUGAAGCCGCCCUGGCACAGCCGCUGCCCUUCUCCCCCAAGCCUCCGAAAAAGCUCGCUAAGCAGAUGACAGCAGAUCACCGGGCCCCUUCCACCCUCAGCCGCGCUCGCCCUCCUCUGCGCAGCUGUCCAAGCCCCACCCUGAAGAUGACCAAGACAGCAACACCGACGACAGUUGAGCCAGUGCACCUCCCCCUGGUCACUGCUAAGAUGGAUGGCCUCGAGAUAGGGCAGUGCAGCUCCCAGGAGGAUCAAGGCAAGCAGGCGGUCGCCCGUGCCCUCUUCACCGAUGUUCAGCAACCCAUCAUCGCCUCUCCAAUUGCGCCACCACCGGAUGCAGGGAAGCCAAAGAAACAGAUGCUUCCCCCAGAAGGAGUGCUCGCCAAGCAGGAGCAAAGAAUGACGUCCCGGUGGCAAGCCGAGCUUCCCUGA
Molecule: messenger RNA, 1104 nt
Organism: Aegilops tauschii subsp. strangulata
Lineage: Eukaryota; Viridiplantae; Streptophyta; Magnoliopsida; Poales; Poaceae
Source: RefSeq, a predicted model, not a curated record